Messenger RNA from Closterium sp. NIES-67, 1466 nucleotides. NCBI's taxonomy places the organism in Eukaryota, Viridiplantae, Streptophyta, Zygnematophyceae, Desmidiales, Closteriaceae. The record is from the annotation of a GenBank genome assembly.
GUGCAGUGGUCAUGGGUACUGCUUCAUGAACGACAGCAGCAGCACGGGCGAGUGUGUGGCCAAUGGCACCUGGGGCACGGCCUUCACAGCCGCGCCUCUGCCCCUCUUCUCCUACUUCAACACCAAGGCCACAUGUGGUUACCAGUUCGCCUUCAACGCCUCCUUUGCCUUCUCCCUCGACCCCGACUCAGAGGCCGGCGGGGAUGGGCUCGUGUUUGUCGUCGCUGCCGCGCUGCCAGACAGGCUGGGAGGGGUGGGGCGGCGGAGUGUGGGGGUGGAGUUUGACUCGGUGCUGAGUGUGAAGCACAGCGACCCCAACGACAACCACGUGGGCGUCAAUGUGGGCGGCUCACCUGUGUCCCUCGCCUCUGCCACGGCCCCUCUCAUCCUCAACGACGCCCAAACCAAGCACGCCUGGAUCCACUACGACCCCACCAGCGGCGGCACUCUCCGAGUCUUCCUCUCCUCUGACCCCGUGCAGCCCCUCACCCCCACCCUCCGCGCUCGAGUCUCCCUCUGCUCCAUCCUGCUUCCCAAGGCGUCAAACCUGGCGCUGGGGUUUGUGUUGGACGAGGACUCCUUCUCAUCUCAGGGCUUCAACUCCGCCUUCCACUAUGCCAGUGACUGCUGGGCGUACGCAGUGGUGGCAGCGGUGGAGGCAGCCUACAGCAUUGCCAGCAACUGGUCGCAGCCCCCCGUGCUGUCGGUGGACCAUCUGCGCCUCGCCCUCUCCUCCAACUGCGAUGGUGGCUCCCCCACCAAGGCGCUGCAGUUCCUCCUCAACGCCACCAACCAGGGCAGGGGCACCAAGUACUAUGGCAUCCGGGGCAUCGAGCGCACGGCCUUCUACGGGUGGUUUGGGCUCAUGCUGGCAGUGCAGCGCCAGCCAGUCAUUGUGCACAUUGAGGCCUCCGCACCCUCCUUCCAAGACUAUGAUGGGAGAGGCAAGUACGCGGACGAGGCAUGUUUCAGCGGGCAUCUGAACCACGUGGUGCUGGUGGUGGGCUUCCUCUCCGCGAACUUUGACCCUUCCAACUCCGCCAUGCCGCCGCCCUUCUGGAUCAUCCGCAACUCAUGGGGCACACAGUGGGGCGACCAGGGCCACAUGCGAAUGGACAUUCGCAGUGGAGAUGGCAUCUGCGGCAUCAACACUCUCCCGGGGCUCUUCCCCGUUGUCAGAAUGGAUGUGUGUGGGUCCAGCAGUCGCAACCCGUGUGUGGUGGGCACGUGUGUGAACGAUGGCAGGGGCAGCUACUCCUGUGGCGACACGUGUGCGGGGGUGGGGCGGCAGGUGGAGCUGUGUGGGGAGGCGGCCUCGGAUGCGGCGUGUGAGGCGGCAUUUCAGGCGCUCAACCCCGCUCGCCACCAACUUCUCAGCUGGCAUCUGUUCAAGGACCAGCACCUACACCAUCUCGCCAGGGGAUGAUUGCAAGUACAUCCACCUCAAGUACUUCUACAGCAUUAAG